Messenger RNA from Debaryomyces tyrocola, 577 nucleotides. NCBI's taxonomy places the organism in Eukaryota, Fungi, Ascomycota, Pichiomycetes, Serinales, Debaryomycetaceae. The record is from the annotation of a GenBank genome assembly.
AUGUGUAGCACGAUACAACAGGAUGAUACAGGUGAGGAAUAGGGUAUCGUUGGUAAGAUAAGAAACCGGGGAGGUGUGAAUAGAGACACCGGUGGAAAAGUGGAAAAUUUUCAAGAUGGCGACUCUUGUGGAUCCGGGACUAAAAAUAGCAAUAUGGGAGCAUGGGGGAUGCUUCUGAGAUAUAGCCAGAGCCAUAGGCCAACAAACAACUCAGAAAAACAGAAAUUCUUGUUUUAUACAAUUUAGGGGAAACCAGUACUAACAAUUUCUAGUAUACGUUAAAGGUAAGCACUUGUCAUACCAACGUUCUAAACAUGUUAACAACCCAAACGUUUCUUUAAUUCAAAUUGAAAACGUCGGUACUCCACAAGAUGCUAAGUUCUACUUAGGUAAGCGUAUUGCCUACGUCUACCGUGCAUCUAAAGAAAUCAGAGGUUCUAAGAUCAGAGUUAUCUGGGGUAAGGUCACCAGAACUCACGGUUCCAACGGUGUUGUCAGAGCUAACUUUAAGAAGAACUUACCAGCUAAAACUUUCGGUGCCUCAGUCAGAAUCAUGUUGUACCCAUCUAACAUCUAA